Messenger RNA from Penicillium maclennaniae, 1143 nucleotides. Its product is annotated as putative DNA repair protein Rad1. Gene Ontology annotation, cellular component: checkpoint clamp complex. Gene Ontology annotation, biological process: DNA damage checkpoint signaling; DNA repair. NCBI's taxonomy places the organism in Eukaryota, Fungi, Ascomycota, Eurotiomycetes, Eurotiales, Aspergillaceae. The coding region runs from base 1 to 1143 and encodes 380 amino acids. The record is from RefSeq and is a predicted model, not a curated record. The transcript has a single exon.
AUGGAGCCACUCUUCACCGGUGUCUCAAAUAAUGCUCAUCACUUAUACACCCUGCUCUCUUGCAUUGGCUUUGCUUCCAGAGCCUCUGUCCAAAUCACCCCCGAUGGACUUCGUUUCUCGGCGGAGGAAGGCCGUGUGCUCCAAGGAUUAGCCUUCCUCGACAAAUCUCUCUUCACCAGCUAUACUUUCAAUGCCUCGACAGACAUCGACCGGGAUGAAUCUGGUCAAAACGAGGAGGAUCCCGAAGUGGCAUAUCCGCAUUUCGUCGUCUCCCUCUCUGCUCUUCUCGAAACGUUGAAGAUCUUCGGCAUCAACGACCUCUCCGAGCCCGAUGGCUCCCGCGACACAAACAUACCGCAAACCAAUCCAGCAUCAAGUGCAUUUAGUGCCCCAGCUUUGUUGAUGGACCGGUCUUGCACAUUGCACUAUGCCUCCCAUGGAGCUCCACUCAGCAUCGCCAUUGCAGAGGCGGGCGUAAAGACGACCUGUGAGCUGGUCACCUACGAACUCGAGGGCAACGAAAGCGACAUUCCACUUCAGCGUGACGCCAUUAUCAUGAAGGUCAUCAUGCGCUCUGCUUGGCUGCACAACGCCAUCGGCGAACUCGACUCCUCGACCCCAACCAUCCUCAAACUGUCCGCCUGUGCCACCCGCGAGCCGUACUUUGCUCUCUCGGGUGCCGGUGGCCCUUUCAGCGAAUCUACCGUGGAAUUCUCGGUUGAUCGGCACAAUGAACCAGGCGCUGAUCCACUAGGACAGUCUCAAACACACAAGGUGUUGGCCGAUGACGGGUCUUCCAGAGCCCGUGCUACUCGGACAAAGAUGGCUCCAACUGUUACUGAGACAUUCCUUGUCGCACCGCCGUCUGCGGUGGGCGACCGAAUCAAACAAAGCUACCGAUUUGCCUUGAUUCGCAAAGCUGCCCGAGCAAUGGCCGUCGCCAAUAAGGUUAGCAUUCGGGGUGAUCGACAGGGUGUGCUGAGUUUACAAUUUAUGAUCGAGCUGGAUGACAGCUUACCUACUGGCAGGCCUGUUGGUGCUGGUCUUAAGGCUGUGGGUCCAGUAUGUUUCGUGGACUUUCGUUUCGUGCCGCUCUUGGACGAAGAAGAGGCUGAGAUGGAUGUGGAAGCCGAUGAUGAAUAG